Molecule: messenger RNA, 2965 nt
Organism: Python bivittatus (Burmese python)
Lineage: Eukaryota; Metazoa; Chordata; Lepidosauria; Squamata; Pythonidae
Source: RefSeq, a predicted model, not a curated record
UGAUAAAAUGCAGCAAGAAUUCUGAAGGCACUGCUGAACUUGAAGAAGCUUUAGCAACAGUCCUUGAUAUCAUCAAGUCGGCAAAUGAUUCCAUGCACCAGAUAGCAAUUACAGGCUAUGAGGGAGAUGUGCACGAACUUGGUAAAUUGCUCCUUCAGGGCUCUUUCAACAUCUGGACAGAUCACAAGAAGGGACACAACAAAGUAAAAGAUUUGGCCAGGUUCAAACCAAUGCAGAGGCAUCUCUUCUUAUAUGCAAAAAUCCUACUUUUUUGCAAGAAACGGGAAGAAAACACAGAUGGUCAUGAGAAGUCUCCUUCAUACAGCUUUAAAAAUUCUUUGAAGAUGAGCACUGUUGGCAUUACUGAAAACGUCAAAGGUGACAAUAAGAAAUUUGAGAUCUGGUACAAUGGCAGAGAAGAAGUUUAUAUUAUUCAGGCAGCAUCUAUGGAAUUGAAGAAUACUUGGGUGUCAGAGAUUAGGAAAGUCCUAACAGGACAACUGGAAGCUUGCAGAGAAGCAAGCCAGCUUCACCAAAGAAUCACAGAGAGCGUGUAUCAUGCACCAAUGAAUUCAUCCAACUCCUCCAGGUAUGGCAGAAAAUCGAUGAGUUUGUGCGAAAAUAAAUCUGAACUCUCAAGCUUGGAGACGGCAAACAACCGGGACCGGAACGUGAGCCCCAGCACCAGGCAAAAAAGAGAUCCAGUGUCUAAAGAGAGAGAUGUUCCCCGUCGCUUUUCCUUAGCUUCCUCCAUCAACACCACAACUAACACAUCUGCUCUAACCAAAGGUCCCCUUGUUCCUGCAGUUAAAGUCAAGAGGCAUGAAAUCAAAAGUGAUCCAACUCCUCUGGGUUUCGAAGAUGCCUUUGAAAGUACCCUCUUGGCUCAAGCUAAAUCCAAUGCUGUUUCCUCUACGAGAUCGGUACCCAGAUCAGCUUCACAGACAGGAUGGCCUAGCAGACAGAUGCCAUCGCUAGAUACCUUUGAGGAUUUCGAAGCCAUUCCAUCCAGUGCUGAGGACCUUUCAAACUCUUCAGAUCUGGAGGAAGACAGCCACCCUUCUACUGGAUCCAAUCUAUACCGGGUAGAAGGAAGUUUUGACACUUGUUUCCCAGAUUCUCUCACCCUAGAGGAUGGAGAUCUAGUGCAGUUUAUUCAGGAAGGCGAAAAUGGACAAUGGUUAGUGAAGAAGCUGGUUUCGGAGAAAACGGACUGGAUACCUUCCAGUCUAUUACAGCCAGCAGAAGGGGAAGCCCUCAGCAUCUGUAGAAUCAGCAGUUCAGAUGUCUACAGCGAUACGCACAGCACUGCAUCCACAAACUCAGAUAUGAAGGUGGGGGAGCUGAACAGAAGCUUAACAGCUGGACAGAAAGCUGGAAGCUGAGCACACCGGGAAGCAUUUCCUCAGGGCUCAAUCUUCUCUGUUUACCUGGAGAUGCUGGACCAAAUUGCCUUUUCCCCAAGCUCUGGAUUUCAGAAUUCAAUAUUUUGUCAACAUGAAAUACAUAAAAAAGAAGAAGAAGAAGAAGAAGCCUUGCCGAGCUAGUAAAUUUGAAAAUAAGUUAAAUUUUAAAGGUGUCAAAGUUAUCUUAGUAUUCGACAAAACACACCCACUGUAUGCUUUUUUGCCCUGCAUUUUUGAACGUCAAAAAAAGGCAUCAUCUAAAUUAGACUGACAACAACAGAGAGUUAUACACCCUCAGCUUCCAGGGCUGAAUGCUGGAUUCGUGAAACUCAGAUCUCCAGAUUCUCAAGGUGAUGUUCUGCUGGACAAAUUCCUUGUGUUCCUUUGCUGGUUUGGAUGGGCUGCCCAGCCUCUUGUUUUCUGUGGCUCGAUCCACUUCCGUGCUGUAUCUCAAGACAAUCAGAAACAGGGAGCACCAAAAAAGGAAGCUGAGUGAAGAAAGUGCAAUUCCAGAACCUGAGCCAAUGGUUGCACCUUUGCACAACAGCGAAAGGUGUAACCUGUGUUGGGUUAUAAUCUUUUGUCUACAGGGUGUUUUGGAUGCUAACUGGAAGCAAAUAGGCAGUUUGUAACUCAAAAAGGGGAUGAGGAGAGGGCUUUCAUGAAGGCAAUUCUGGGGUGUGUUCGUGGCAUCAACAAGGCAGCUUUGUCCCCCCCCAGAAGUUUUGCAUCCAAUGCUGACAGUUCUGUCUAAUGCUGCAAUUCAGUGUUUUACACUUGUGUAGAAUGCAUUUGGGCAUUGUCUUAUGCUGGGCUCUGGAUUAAAAUGCAGAGUUCCUUCCCCCACCCCAAUAUUUAAUGCAUCCCUAUAUAAUGUCCCCCUAACAUUGAGGCACUGGCGAAAAGAAUGACUGUCAAGGAGAACAUGUUGUCUCUUGAAGGUUUCUUGCCAUGUCAUCAUAUUUCAGGAAAAAGCAUUGCAGCCCUCUGAACAAUGUCACGAUUUGCCAUAGGCCUUUCAAUUUGCAGGAUUCAAGGCGCAUGUGAGCACCAGAGGGAGGAAAUUAGAUGUAAAAGUGUUUUGCAUGAAGACAUUUUCAUGGUGAAUGGGAAAGUUAGGUUCCGCAAAUCUGCUGGUAGUGUCAUGUUCAAAACUGUUUUUUUAAAAGUAGGAGUAGGAUGACUCAAUGGGUACUAUAUAGAAGCCUGGUCAAUCAAGAGAAAUCCAAAGAAUCUUCUCUGACCCCUGGCAUGUCACAACUCAACAUAAUCUGAAAGUUGUGCUCCUGGAGCCUUAGCAAUGGCCCAAGUGAUGCACCUCUCAGAUUGCAUGCCUCUUGAUUGGAACAUCAGUAAUUGGCCGUGGCUGCUUGAACAGUUUGGCUGAUCCUGGAAUCCCACAUAAAAGCAAAGAAUUUUCCUGGAAUAACGCUUUGUCCUGCAAGGCUACGGCUGAAACGUUAGGCAUUUUCUUGCUAAAUGUGCCACAUUACAAUUCAGUUUAGGGCAGUGGUCCCCAAACUCUUCAGCUCAUCAACCCCUUCAUGAAGUUUCAGAUU